Colletotrichum truncatum is the source of this 2118-nucleotide messenger RNA. RefSeq names its product protein kinase. Lineage: Eukaryota; Fungi; Ascomycota; Sordariomycetes; Glomerellales; Glomerellaceae. Gene Ontology annotation, biological process: protein phosphorylation; regulation of RNA splicing. Gene Ontology annotation, cellular component: nucleus. Gene Ontology annotation, molecular function: ATP binding; protein serine/threonine kinase activity. The record is from RefSeq and is a predicted model, not a curated record.
AUGUCGACUCCGACCACGGCUACAGCGACAUUACCUCCUCACUCGCAUUACCAUCAUCCCCAUUAUCCCUACUCGCACCAGCCGUACCAAGCGUCAACCGCCACAGGCUCCUCGUACCGUCAGCCGGCGAACCCAAUCCUCCCCACUUCUUCGUCGACAGCGACGACGAGAUUGCCUCCUUCAUACCCUAACCAUUCAGGCGUCUCCUCUUAUACCACUUCCUCCUCUGCCAGUCACGCCGGUACAAAUGGCCUAGGCCUUUCAGCCUCGUCUGCCACUUCGAGGACCGUACACGACGCCUCGAGUCCCGACACGAACUACUCUGUUAACACAAUGCCUACCUCCUCCCAUGCCCAUUCUUCACAGUCUUCCGGUCGCAAGCGAAGGCGAUCGAAAGGCCCCGAUUGGAACAAGUUUUACCAAAAUGGUCUGCCCAAAGAAGUCAUUGUUAUUGACGACACUCCCGAGCCAGAGCAGGGCAAAGUCACCGGCAACGGAGUAAGGGUUGUGUCCAACGGUAACGUCAAUGGCAUCACCACCAACGGUGCAUCCUCCACUCGUCCCGUCCCCAAGAAGAGGAAGCGAGACGACGAGCCUCAGCCGUACGAUCCUGUUUACCAUAACAAGUAUGCCGGCUCCCAUACCACCACCCCUCAUCACAACGGCACCCCUACAGGGUCAACUAUCUCUACCGACAGGACGACUAGUUCUGCUAUUCACACAACCGCUGCCACGUCUCUGUCCUCAAAUGGCCAGGAAUACUACGAUGUGCAACCCGGCCAGAAGCGGAAGCGAACCCGACAGCAAAUUGCUCAAGAAGCAAAGAAACGUGAAAUCGAACUCGCAGAUCCCUUCGUCUGCUAUAAGCCUCCUCCUUAUCCUCCGAAGAAGGCAUCUGAUGUCCACGUCAAAGUCGUGCACGAUCAUGCAUACAACAAGAAUGCCAAGGUUGACGACGAUGAUGGACACUACAUUGUUGUCCCGGACGCAGAUUUGACCGACAGAUAUCAGAUGGUGAAGCUGCUUGGCCAGGGCACUUUUGGAAAAGUCGUCCAGGCCCGAGACCGAAAGAGGAACAAGGCCGUUGCCAUCAAGAUUAUUCGAUCAGUGCAAAAGUACCGAGAUGCAUCGCGAAUAGAACUACGGGUGUUGGAAACGCUGAAGCAAAAUGACGGCGAGAACCGCAAUCGGUGUAUUCAUCUGAAAGACUGCUUCGACUACCGCGGCCACAUCUGCAUCGUUAUGGAUCUUCUAGGACAAAGCGUCUUUGACUUCCUAAAGAGCAACAGCUUUGUGCCCUUCCCCAACAGCCAAAUCCAGAGUUUCGCUCGGCAGCUCUUUACCAGCGUGGCUUUCCUCCAUGACCUCAACUUAAUUCAUACCGAUUUGAAACCGGAAAAUAUUCUUCUCUGCGACAGUGCUUACCAGACUUUUACCUACAACCGAAAGAUACCCUCGUCAUCGCAGACCGUGAAUCGGCAAGCCAACCAACGCCGAGUUUUGCUGGACACUGAAAUCCGGUUAAUUGAUUUCGGCUCAGCGACAUUUCAGGACGAGUACCACAGCUCCGUAGUGUCGACCCGACAUUACAGAGCUCCCGAGAUCAUUUUGGGUCUCGGAUGGUCGUUUCCCUGCGACAUCUGGAGCAUCGGCUGCAUUCUUGUAGAAUUCUUCACCGGCGACGCUCUUUUCCAGACCCACGAUAAUCUCGAACACCUGGCAAUGAUGGAGAUGGUCGUUGGCCAUCGGAUCGACUCCAGCCUGGUCCAGGCGGUCAAUAAAAUGGCCACAAGAAGUGGCGGCAACCCCGCCUCCAAGUACUUCAAGCGGCUGAAGCUCGACUACCCUACCGCAGAGACAACACGCGCUUCAAAGCGAUUCGUCAAGGCCAUGAAGCGCCUCGAGGACAUCAUCCCUUCGAAUACUACCUAUUUCAAGAACUUUUUGGACCUCCUCCGGAAGAUCUUUGUUUACGACCCUCAGCACCGCAUCACAGCAAAACAGGCAUUGCAGCACCCCUGGUUUAAGGAACCUGCGACGCCAGACGAUGGCACUGAAGCUGCCAAGAUCCGACUAGAGCGGAUGCGGGCGGAGGAGUCUCACCGGAUACACACAUGA